AGAGGGCUACUUCAUAGUGAAGAGUUUCAGAGCGCCUACCCACAGACCCGUGUCGUGUGGCUGCAGUCAAAUGUUGAGGCGCGUACAGUGUGAGUGAAAGAUCGCAGGUAGGAGCGCGCACUUCACUUUGUGCUUUGUAAUACUGCUCGAGUCCAACCUGCUAUGCCUUGCGAAAUUUUGGUUGGAGAGGGGGAAGGAUAGAAUGGAGUACAAGGCGACUGAGGUCUGUGUGGACUGAAGACAAGAGCGCGCUAUGGAGAUGACCGCUCGCCUCGCGCACUUGGACACCAAGGUGGAUGGCAGAAACUGUGAUGGGCUCGUCAACCAUAACGGAGAGGCGACAGAGAUAACAGUACCGCUCUCUCACACGGGGAAAAGACUCAGUCCGAUCGAGGGGGGAAAUCUUUAUAGACUGCGGGACAGAAAGUUCCUUUUGGAGGACAAGAAGCGCCUCUGCGCGUGGGCACUGGGAACAGCGUUGUUAGGCAUUCUGCUGAUGGUAUUACAUGCUGAGCUGUGCCCAGUAGUGUAUAAGCCAGGAUCCAUAUAUGCCCUCUCCAUAAACGGUCUCAUCAGUUUCUCCACUGGGUGUCUGCUCAUUCUCAUCAUCGCCUUCCAUUAUAAAGACAUCAGACUUUUCAUCAUUGACCACAACCAGGUGGACUGGCGCAUUGCCAUGACCAGUAACCGAGUGCUCGGCAUCUCCCUGGAGCUCAUUGUCUGUGCUAUCCAUCCUGUGGCCAUCUACCUGAGGCCAGAUAUGGGGGGCAGACUCGGGGGGAAACCAGAGCAAAAUUCCUCUACCCCCCUCUGCUUGUCCUCCAGCCACAAAGAAGUCAUGCUCGAUGUGGAGCUGCUGCUGUCGGCCCUCAUGUUCCUGAGACUGUAUCUCGUGCACAGAGCCGUCCUGUUACACAGCAAGGUGCUCCUCAGCGCCUCUUACAGGAGCAUCGGCUCCCUCAACAACAUCAACUUCAGCUUCCGCUUUGUGCUCAAGGUGUUAAUGAACAAGUAUCCGGCCCGCACGCUGCUGGUCUUCAUUAUGUUAUUCUGGUUCUCCGCUGCUUGGAUGCUGCGGCUCUGUGAAAGGCAAAAACAGGUCGAGACAGGUGGCAUGGACACAGCACUGUGGCUUAUAGCCAUUACCUUCCUCACAGUGGGCUAUGGAGAUGUGUCCCCUCACACCAGCUGUGGGAAGUUGGUGUGUCUCUUCACAGGCGUCAUGGGUGUGGCAUGUACUGCUAUGUUGGUAGCAGUCAUGACUAAGAAAUUGGCGCUUAACAAAGGGGAGAAACACGUGCAUUUCUUCAUGAUGGACAUUCAGAUCUCCAAGCGGAUCCGGCACGCAGCAGCCGAUGUGCUGAGAGAAUGUUGGCUACUGCAUCGCACCACCCAGACGAAGGACAACAGCGGAGAGCAUCGACAUCAUCAGAGAUGCCUGCUGGAGGCGAUCCGUGUAUUUCGUCACUUGCGGUUGAAGCAGAGGAAGAUAAGGGACUAUGCCAGUGAGAUGGUGGAUCUUUCGAAGAUGCAGAUGAUCAUGUGUGAUCUGAGUGCAAACUGGAACAGCUCUUAUCAUGAGCUUGAACAGCGAAUCAUCUCCAUGGAGCAGAAGCUAGACGAGCUGGGACGCUCCUUCCAAAGCACCUCUGAGCUGCUCACACAGGCGCUGCAUCGCCGUAGACUGGACCACAGGUGACCUGUGACAUCUCUUUUGGAAGGCCAUCCUCUGAAUGUUCUUCAAUCAAACCACUUGAACCGGAGGAGGAUUAACAACCACAGCAGACAUCUUUUUUUAUUUAGCUCUGCUAUGCCUAUUUAUGAACAUUUCCUCAAUUCUCAAUUCUACAAACAUGAAAUUGAGAAAAGGCCACUUUUUGGUUACUUUAAACUUUUUACCAUUGAUUUAGAGUUUCAGUUCAUAAUUGAUACAAAAACUAAGAGAUAUAAAUUCUGGUGUUACAUGAAGAAACAAAUUCUGAUUUCUCGUAAAAUAAUAGUACAGGUCUCCGAGUGAUUUAUAUCAUUGUGAAAGUCACUGAAAGGAUGUGGAUUCUUCUAUUAUUCUUCUAUUUCCGAACUGUCAGUCUCUUAUAGACUGAUCUAGGUGAGACUGGGGAAGUUCACCUGAAGCUCAGAUGUUUAUCUCAAAAUUGGGAAGUAAGAAUCAAGCAGAGUAGCUUGAUUUUAAUUUUAUGUCUCUAAUUUGAUACACUCUUUUCCAGUUACAUUUAAAUGUGCAUACAACCUGGGAAUGACACAUUGAUGAAGCUUUCUGAAUCUUAAGCCAAUUAUAGUUAUGUGCCAAGGAUAAACCAGACUUCCUCACUGACUGUUGCCCUUGAACACUGUUAUUUUAAAACGACCCUCAUUUAGGCAGAACCUGCACCCAUAAAAAAUCUGGGAAUGACUUGAAUUUCCAUCAGCCCUUUAACCUGACAGGGCAUCUGUUGAAUGAUGGUAUGUGGCGGCUCUAACUACACAAUGAAACGUUUUUGUACAUUAUGGUCUUCAGAAUAUUGGUGUAACGGAAAAAUCUUUAUUGCUUGAGCCUGUUCAUUAAGAAAGAGGCUGUCAGUCCUCUCGGAUAACUCCUCCUGGUGGACAAAAGUGUGUGCUGCAGAUUCGGUUAUCGUUCCUAUGAAGACCAUGCUUAGGCCUUGUCCUUUAUUGUUUAGGAUAAAUAAUUUUCAGAACAGACUGAAUACCUAGAUGUAUAUGCAGCAUAGUGACUACAUGAGGGCAAUGGGAAUAAAAAGAGAGGUCAGAUCUGUUUUAUGUAUUUCUUUUCCAAAAAACAGGAACUUCAUCUUAGGUGUACCGUCUUCAACCAUUGGAACCUGCUGAUAUAUGAAUGGCACCUUACUCAUUAUUUGACCAAUCAUUAACCUUUGCUGUUUUUACUAUUAUUUGUUUGUCAAAAACAAACAUAGAGAAGCAAACCAGAACAUUUUUUUUCUUUUGUCUUAGAUUCAAGAUGAUCAGGAAUUCAGUCUUGCAUGUUGUAUUGUGAAAU
Pimephales promelas (fathead minnow) is the source of this 3016-nucleotide messenger RNA. RefSeq names its product potassium intermediate/small conductance calcium-activated channel, subfamily N, member 4 (gene kcnn4). NCBI's taxonomy places the organism in Eukaryota, Metazoa, Chordata, Actinopteri, Cypriniformes, Leuciscidae. Gene Ontology annotation, biological process: potassium ion transport. Gene Ontology annotation, cellular component: membrane. Gene Ontology annotation, molecular function: small conductance calcium-activated potassium channel activity; calmodulin binding. The record is from RefSeq and is a predicted model, not a curated record.